Messenger RNA from Rhopilema esculentum, 527 nucleotides. Its product is annotated as histone H2A. The record is from RefSeq and is a predicted model, not a curated record. Gene Ontology annotation, cellular component: nucleosome. Lineage: Eukaryota; Metazoa; Cnidaria; Scyphozoa; Rhizostomeae; Rhizostomatidae. Gene Ontology annotation, molecular function: DNA binding; structural constituent of chromatin; protein heterodimerization activity.
GGGCAAUCAGGCAGUUGCGAACAAAGUUGUUCAUUCUACGGCAAGGCUUCAUUGCGUUUUUCAAUUUGAGUUAAACAUGUCUGGACGCGGAAAAGGUGGAAAAGCUAAGGCCAAGGCAAGGUCGAGGACAUCCAGAGCUGGUCUUCAGUUCCCAGUCGGACGUAUCCAUAGAUUGUUGAGAAAGGGAAACUACGCUGAACGAGUUGGAUCGGGGGCUCCCGUCUAUCUUGCAGCUGUACUCGAGUAUCUCUCGGCAGAAAUCUUGGAGUUGGCUGGCAAUGCCGCCAGGGACAACAAGAAGUCAAGAAUCAUCCCUCGACACUUGCAGCUUGCAAUCAGAAACGACGAGGAGCUGAACAAAUUGUUGAGUGGAGUGACCAUUGCACAAGGUGGUGUCCUGCCCAACAUUCAGGCAGUACUCUUACCAAAGAAGACCGAGCAGAAGGCUCCAAAAUCAUAAAGCCUGGCUAGUGUUGUUGGCUGGCUUUACCAGUUCGUCGAACGAAAAACGGUUUUUUUUAAAAACC